Molecule: messenger RNA, 1710 nt
Organism: Miniopterus natalensis
Lineage: Eukaryota; Metazoa; Chordata; Mammalia; Chiroptera; Miniopteridae
Gene: PPP1R16B
Product: protein phosphatase 1 regulatory subunit 16B
Biological process (GO): establishment of endothelial barrier; regulation of sprouting angiogenesis
Cellular component (GO): cytoplasm
Molecular function (GO): protein binding; enzyme inhibitor activity; myosin phosphatase regulator activity
Source: RefSeq, a predicted model, not a curated record
AUGGGACUAAUGUCCAUUUAUGAUUCCUCAAGGCAGUAUAAAAAAGCAAGAACCUUUGUGUCAGGACGUGGGGAGAGUGGGUCUUGCCUGGGGCCCCUGUGUACCUGCACACCUGGUGUGUGGUGGCCACUCACGCCUCUCCCCUCUCUUGCAGUUCGCUACUUUCUGAAGAAUAAGGUCAGCCCCGAUUUGUGCAACGAGGAUGGGCUCACGGCCCUGCACCAGUGCUGCAUCGACAACUUUGAGGAAAUUGUCAAGCUGCUCCUUUCCCACGGUGCAAACGUGAAUGCCAAGGACAAUGAGCUGUGGACACCCCUGCACGCUGCCGCCACCUGCGGCCACAUCAACCUGGUGAAAAUCCUCGUUCAGUAUGGGGCCGACUUGCUUGCUGUCAACUCUGAUGGGAACAUGCCGUAUGACCUCUGUGAGGAUGAGCCCACCCUGGAUGUCAUCGAGACGUGCAUGGCCUACCAGGGCAUCACUCAAGAGAAAAUCAACGAGAUGCGGGCGGCUCCCGAGCAGCAGAUGAUUGCGGACAUCCACUGUAUGAUCGCAGCGGGCCAGGACCUUGACUGGGUCGAUGCCCAGGGUGCCACGCUGCUGCACAUAGCUGGAGCCAAUGGAUACCUACGAGCAGCCGAACUCCUCCUGGACCAUGGAGUGCGCGUGGAUGUGAAGGACUGGGAUGGCUGGGAGCCCCUGCACGCGGCUGCCUUCUGGGGACAGAUGCAAAUGGCAGAGCUAUUGGUAUCUCAUGGAGCCAGUCUCAGUGCUAGGACAUCUAUGGAUGAAAUGCCAAUAGACCUGUGCGAGGAAGAGGAGUUCAGGGUCCUGCUGCUGGAGCUGAAGCACAAGCACGACGUGAUCAUGAAGUCCCAGCUGAGGCACAAGUCGUCCUUGAGCCGGAGAACGUCCAGCGCAGGCAGCCGGGGGAAGGUGGUGCGUCGAGCCAGCCUGUCGGACAGAACCAACCUGUACAGGAAGGAGUAUGAGGGCGAGGCCAUCCUGUGGCAGCAGCGGAGCGCGGCUGAGGACCAGCGGACCGCAGCCUACAACGGGGACGUCCGGGAGACCAGGACAGACCAGGAGAAUAAGGACCCAAACCCCCGGCUGGAGAAGCCCGUGCUGCUCUCCGAGUUCUCUACCAAGAUCCCACGAAGCGAGAUGGACAUGCCCGUUGAGAAUGGCCUGCGGGCUCCGGUCGGCGCCUACCAGUACGCACUGUCCAACGGGGACGCCUGGAACGUGUACGAGGCGCCCGACUACAGCAUGGUCUACGGCAACCCCGGCGUGGCGGACGCCGCCCCGCCCUGGAGCGGCUACAAGGAACAGAGCCCCCAGACGCUUCUGGAGCUGAAGCGGCACCGGGCUGCGGCCAAGCUGCUCAGCCACCCCUUCCUGAGCACCCACCUGGGCAGUGGCAUGGCCAGGACGGGCGAGAGCAGCAGCGAAGGCAAGGCCCCCUUGAUCGGAGGCAGAACUUCACCGUACAGCAGCAAUGGGACCUCGGUGUACUACACGGUCACCAGCGGAGAUCCCCCCCUCUUGAAGUUCAAGGCCCCCAUUGAGGAGAUGGAAGAGAAGGUCCACGGCUGCUGCCGCAUCUCCUAGUCUCCAUGGGACAGAGGAGAGAGAUGCUUUGGGGAGGGGUCCCUGGAAUCCAGGCCGGCCCAGCAGCCCUGGCUGGGGAGCCUUCAGAGGGCAGCUGGG